CUCCUCUCAGUUUACUCUUACAAUUUAACAUUUUAUCUUCUUCCGCCAGGCAACAUAGUUCCUGAGCAAGCUGGUUGAGCUGAGGUCAGUGUUGCUGAGGAGGCAGAGCGUCUGCUUUCCUGUUCAGUGGCUGUUCAGCUGAUAGGUGGUGUGACUGGAUGAACUCCAUCCCGCACUCGCUGCAGAUGUACGGCCUGAUGUCUUUGUGUUUCAUCAUGUGGUUCUGCAGCUGGCUCGGGUACUGGAAAGUCUUCUGGCACUCGGCACACCUGCAGGAACAACAGGCUUCAUGUGCUCACCUGUACAGGGUGGGGCCACGAUGGGUGGUCAGGUGCCUCUUCAGCUGAGCCAGUGUGGGGAAGUCCAGACCACACUCCACACAAACGUUCUCCUGGCCUUUCUCAUGCUUCAGCUCAUGGGCCCGAAGCUCACUGGGAAAUGAGCGGAGCUGCGGUGUCUGUGUGCCUUCUUUUCCUCCUGUCUGUGUGUUCGGCGUGCUACAUCUCUAACUGCCCCAUCGGAGGGAAGAGAUCCAUCAUGGACGCCCCACUACGCAAGUGCAUGCCUUGCGGCCCCGGGGACAGGGGGCGCUGUUUUGGCCCCAGUAUCUGCUGUGGGGAGGGCCUCGGCUGCCUGCUGGGCUCCCCAGAAACAGCUCACUGUGUGGAAGAGAACUACCUGCUCACCCCCUGCCAGGCCGGAGGGAGACCCUGUGGAUCUGAGGGAGGACACUGCGCUGCCUCAGGGCUCUGCUGCGAUGCAGAGAGCUGUACCACAGACCAAUCCUGUCUCAUCGAGGAGGAAGGCGGCGAUCAAAUCAGCCCGUUCGAAGGCAGCGACUCGGGCGACAUCAUCCUGAGGCUCCUGCACCUGGCUGGCCACACUUCUCCUCAACGAAUCCACCAAUGAGCUGCCUUCAAGACCGGGGUUUCAUGGGAGACUCUCCAGGUAUAGGGAUGGAAUAGUUCUAGUUCAAAUAGUUGUAUCUCUUUGUUGAUCCUACCUAUCCCAUCUUCGCAAGGCUCUUUUGGCUCUAUGGCCUGGCAAACACAAUACAUGGGACCCUGAGUGCUUUUGUGUAGAGUGCCUUUGUCAAUAUAUUUUUAUGUACUGUAUGGAAAUAGGGGUGAGUACCGAUAGUGGUGUGUAUCAUCCAGUUAUGUGUGUUGGAAUAAAG
This is a messenger RNA of Myripristis murdjan (pinecone soldierfish), 1177 nucleotides long. Its product is annotated as isotocin-neurophysin IT 1-like. The transcript is spliced from 6 exons. Lineage: Eukaryota; Metazoa; Chordata; Actinopteri; Holocentriformes; Holocentridae. Gene Ontology annotation, molecular function: neurohypophyseal hormone activity. The record is from RefSeq and is a predicted model, not a curated record. The coding region runs from base 439 to 909 and encodes 156 amino acids. Gene Ontology annotation, cellular component: secretory granule; extracellular region.